AUUGUCUUUUUCUCAAUACACUUUCUGUUCUGUUCAACACAAUUCAAUCAAACACCGAGACGACCACCAUCCCAUUGUUACUCCAUAAUUUGGGAAGGUUGCAGCUUCCUGCAUCGCUUCAUAUCCUCAUCUUUCUCCUUGAAGAUUGUUUUCUGGAGAAUUUGAGAUUUCGAAUUCACUAAGUAAUGGAUCAAUUGCAGGUUUUCAUUCGAUACCCUAAUCUUCAAAUCCCAAAUCGUGCCCUAACCCUAAAUUCCAACCAAACAUGGGCCGAUCUUAAGAAAUCCCUGCUUUCGUCCUUUAAUUCUUCGUCAUCAAAAUCUGCGUUUGUAUUCCUUUCAUUGAAUGGAAAAAUUCUAGAAGAUUCCUCAUUUAUCGCAUCUUCUGAAAUCCGCCCUUUUUCAACUAUUAACCUUCACUUUAAACUACGAGGCGGUGGAGGCGAUGGCGGCGCUACUGGUGCUGAAUCUAGAGAUUGCUACCUUAACAUGUACGCCGAGAAAAAGCCCGAUAAAGUUGACCCGAAUGAGAAGCGGAUAUCCAAAUGGACUACUUGUGCCCUUUCUUUCGAACCCUUGAAGCCGCCGUGCGUGAUUGAUCGUCUUGGAAACUUAUUCAACAAGGAAGCCAUUGUUAAAGCUCUCCUGGCCAAGAGUUUGCCUAAACCCUUUUCGCUUUAUAUCAAGGGUUUGAAGGAUUUGAUUCCUAUUCGUUUGGAUUCAUCCGAUUCCGGAUUUCAGUGCCCAAUUUCUGGGUUCGAAUUCAAUGGGAAGUACAAAUUUUUCGCCUUAAUCAAAUGUGGGCAUGUUUUGAGUGCCAAGGCCAUCAAGGAGGUUAAAUCUUCUGCCUGUCUUGUAUGUCAUCAAGAGUUUGAAGAAAGUGAUAAGAUUCCCAUCAACGGUACUGAUGAGGAGGUUGAAAUUCUAAGAGAAAGGAUGAUUCAGUUGAAGGAGCAACAGAAGGCUACUGCUGGUAAGGUGAAGAAGUCUAAAUCCAAACAACCCAAUGAUGCUUUGGAUUCAGGUUCGGAUCAUAAAUUGAUUGGCAAAAAGCAUGUUAUUGAUGGUGGUAGUAUUACUAAGCCCAAGCUGAACCCUAAUCUUCCUAAUGCUGCUCCAAAUUCAAAAGGUCCUCCAGUUAAGAGAUUUAAAGCUGUUGAUAUUGCACCCCCUAAUGCUAAUAAGGAAAUUUAUGCUUCAAUUUUUACUUCUUCCAAGAAAUCUGAUUUUAAAGAGACCUAUUCUUGUAGAUCAUUGCCUUUAGGUCGAAAUUAGUUUCUUUUUGCUCUUUAUGAUGUAACUGAUUGCAAAUUUGUGUCUCAAGACUUUGUUAUGUUCAUUUGUAUGCAAUGUGAUUUGGGUUCAAAAGUUUGCUUGCU
Amaranthus tricolor (Joseph's coat) is the source of this 1378-nucleotide messenger RNA. RefSeq names its product replication termination factor 2. Gene Ontology annotation, molecular function: protein binding. Gene Ontology annotation, cellular component: nucleus. The transcript has a single exon. The coding region runs from base 186 to 1274 and encodes 362 amino acids. Gene Ontology annotation, biological process: site-specific DNA replication termination at RTS1 barrier; mitotic DNA replication termination. Lineage: Eukaryota; Viridiplantae; Streptophyta; Magnoliopsida; Caryophyllales; Amaranthaceae. The record is from RefSeq and is a predicted model, not a curated record.